AUGCUGGCGCUUGCCGCCAUCUUGAUAGUGCUCCUCCGGUCUGUUGGGCUUGGGAACCAAAGAACGAACCAUGACCAAGACGGACGCCUCCUCGUUGGGGUGCCUACGGUCGGUGUCUCGCCAAACCAGGUCUUGAUCCCCUGGGUGCGAGCCAUUGCCCGCUCGAUUACACAGACUGCCAACAACGUCGCCCAUGGCUACACACACUUUUGCAAGAAGCAUGGGCUCCCCUUUGCGAUCCCCAGCUUUGGCGCCGGUACCAUCGUCAUCGUCCCGCCCCACCUCUUUGACGCCGUCCUCAACCGGCCCGAGAGCGAGAUCAUGGCAUUCCCCGCGCAGAUGAGGACAUUGCAGCCCCGGUACAUGAUGGCCGCCGAUCCGGAGUUGUCGCUGUUCAGGAACCCCGUCCAGUUCGACGUGGUGAGGAAGUACAUGGGCCACAACGGAUACGGCUUCUUCGCCGCCGCCACGGCCCACGAGACAGACGACGCUUUCCGGACGUACUUGGGAAUCGACACCGAGAACCCAAGGACAAUCAACAUCUGGCAGACGGCUCAACGCAUCACUUCGCGGACGGCCAACCGAGCGUUCCUGGGAUUGCCGCUGUGCAGAAACGAAACCCUGCUGCAAGAAUGUGCCUCGUACGCCAAAAUGGUCUACCAGGGCGCAGUGUUCAUUGGCGCCCUGCCUGAGAGCCUGAAGCCGAUGCUCGCGCCCGUCUUCGGCCUGCUGUCAAAGAGCCACAGGAGGAAAUGCAUGGACAUCCUUGUCCCAGCCGUCAAGGGCAGAUUGCAGCAGUGGAGCUCUCGAAAGGGUCAAGAGGUGAUGCCAAACGACGCGCUGCAGUGGAUCAUCGAACACUCAGCAAGACAGCAGGGCGCGGGAAACAACAAGAGCAGCACAUCCGAGGGCAUCGACGCCGAUCUGGUCGCCCAGCGCCUGCUGGUCCUCCAGAUCGUCUCGACCUACACUGUAGCGCUGACCCUCGCCCCUCUGAUCGUGAACCUCUACAGCAGUCCACGGUCCCCGGAAUUCAUCGCCGGCCUGCGCGAGGAAUGCGAGCGCGUCGCCGCUUCUUCCCACGACGGCUCCCUCUCAAGCCGGGAAGCGGUCGACAAGUUAUUCCGCGUCGACUCUGCCGUGAGGGAGUCGAUGCGCGUUUCCCCGUUCGCCGUCAUCAACCCCCUACGCAUCGUCGGCGGCGCUGGUCUCACCACCCACCUCCCAGGCGGCGGCGGCGAUGACGACAUGACCAAAAGUGGUGGCAAGAUUUUCCUGCCUCCCGGAACGACAAUAGGUCUCCCGAUCCAGGACGUCCAGCACGAUGUGGACAACUAUCCCGACAGCCCUCUCGAGUACGACGCCUUUCGCUUCUCCGGGCCUUUCGAGAGUCCUCUUGCCCCCACUGAUAAUGAUAAUGAUCACGGCGACUAUGCACGCGACCAACAAGAACUCGCAUCCAAGGCGACAAAGACUUUCUUGCCGUUUAGUUAUGGCAAGCAUGUCUGCCCGGGGCGGUGGUACGCGACGCAGACGCUCAAGCAGAUUGUUGCUUACAUGGUCAUGCAUUACGAUGUCGAGUUUGUGGGGGACAAGAGCCGGCCGGGAAGCUUUCUGAGCGCGAAUCUACCUCCUGAGAAGGACGAGAUUCGUGUUGUGCGUAGACGGACAAGGUAA
This is a messenger RNA of Microdochium trichocladiopsis, 1677 nucleotides long. Its product is annotated as cytochrome P450. Gene Ontology annotation, molecular function: iron ion binding; oxidoreductase activity, acting on paired donors, with incorporation or reduction of molecular oxygen; monooxygenase activity. The coding region runs from base 1 to 1677 and encodes 558 amino acids. NCBI's taxonomy places the organism in Eukaryota, Fungi, Ascomycota, Sordariomycetes, Xylariales, Microdochiaceae. The record is from RefSeq and is a predicted model, not a curated record. The transcript has a single exon.